AUGGAGCAACAUUCUGGCGACGAAGCUACGGACUCCUUUUGCAUUCGGUGCAUCGCUACCACCUAUCUCUUCGAGAGGUGCCUUUGUGCAGCUGUCUUUUGCGUUUGCAUCUUCCACGUGGCCUCAUUCGGCCAGGGAUUCAAGGCAAACCCGCAUGUAAUGCGAAACGAGUAUCAGUUCGCCUGUAUUCACAAUAUGAUGUGUGGCAUCACCGAAAUCGACUGGGAUUCCUCUUGGGUGAUCCCCGCCUUUACUCUGAUUUGGAAGAACCGCUCGGAGACUACUGAGUAUGCUGGUACUGCCUGGCCAAGCGCGACUGGGAGAGACGAAUGCCUCGCGCUCUGCGAGAAGAACCACAGCUGCACAGGAUACUCUUGGCGCGGAUGGCUGCAGGGACAUCAUAAUUUCACCGAUUGUCUUCACUGGCAGCAUGGUGCAUGCAACGUGUCAUCUACCCUUGGACAGCUCUGGAAAAGCUGCAAUGGCUCGAAUUGCACGACUUGUACAAGGAUGCGCAGUGAGAGAGUUCGCAGCCUGCAAAUGCUGAGGGCUGCAGGGGUGUAA
Molecule: messenger RNA, 564 nt
Organism: Symbiodinium necroappetens
Lineage: Eukaryota; Dinophyceae; Suessiales; Symbiodiniaceae
Source: the annotation of a GenBank genome assembly